Molecule: messenger RNA, 2029 nt
Organism: Sebastes umbrosus (honeycomb rockfish)
Lineage: Eukaryota; Metazoa; Chordata; Actinopteri; Perciformes; Sebastidae
Gene: anxa5a
Product: annexin A5a
Exons: 13
Coding region: 96-1202 (368 amino acids)
Biological process (GO): negative regulation of coagulation
Cellular component (GO): cytoplasm
Molecular function (GO): calcium-dependent phospholipid binding; calcium ion binding
Source: RefSeq, a predicted model, not a curated record
CCCUCUGGAUCUUGUGGACACUUAACUUCUGUAGAAAACGUUUAGCCUUUGCCACUUUCUUGAAGGUCACACAAAGCAACCGAGUGCACGAGGUCAUGAUCUCCCGUCGACUGACAGCGAGUGAAAGACGACACCGUGUGCGGAUGAGGAAGUGUUGUCAGCUUUCCCCCGUGACGCUGCUGCAGCUGCUCACAGGAGUAGAAAAUAAAGAGCUUCUACCUGAGCCGCACAUCACCUGUGAGGAGAGAGAAGAAACACACCUGUUGUUUACGACGGUUGUCUCCAAUCAGCUAAAAAGGAUGGCGCACAGAGGCAGCGUGAAACCUUUCGUCCACUUCAACGCCAAACACGAUGCUGAAAUCCUCCAUAGAGCCAUGAAAGGAAUCGGUACGGAUGAAGAUGCGAUCCUCAUGCUCCUGUCAGGACGCAACAACGAUCAACGCCAGCAAAUUAAGACAGCGUACAAAAAGGCCUACGGAAAGGACCUGGUCAGCGCGCUGAAAUCGGAGCUCGGUGGGCUGUUUGAGAGUCUGAUUGUGGCCUUGAUGACCCCGCCUUCCUCAUACGAUGCUUCCCAGCUGCACAAAGCGCUCAAGGGCGCCGGGACUGAUGACGACGUGCUGAUUGAGAUCCUGGCCUCCAGGACCGGCGAGCAGAUUAAAGAUAUCGUCAAAGUGUACAAGAAAGAGUUCAACGGAAAGCUGGAGAAAGAUAUCUGCGGUGACACCUCAGGGCACUAUCAGAAGCUACUGGUGAUCCUACUGCAGGGGAGCAGGGAGGAGGGAGUGGACGAGGAGAAGAUCGAGAAAGAUGCUAAGGAACUGUACGCUGCUGGUGAGGGCAAGUUUGGCACCGAUGAGGAAAAAUUCAUCACAAUUCUUGGCAACAGAAGCGCAGAGCAUCUGAGAAAAGUGUUUGAUGCCUACAAUACCCUCUCUGGCUCUGAUAUCGAGGACAGCAUCGAAGGAGAGACCACUGGGAAUCUGGAGAACCUACUGUUAGCUGUUGUGAAAUGUGCCAGGAGUGUCCCAGCGUUUUUUGCUGAAGUCCUGUAUAAAUCUAUGAGGCGUGCCGGAACUGAUGACGGCACCCUGAUGAGGAUAAUGGUGUCGAGGAGUGAGGUGGACAUGUUGGACAUCAGAGCCUGCUUCAAAAAGAAGUACAAAGCGUCUCUGUACACCACGAUCCAGUUUCCUCCCUGAUGCUCUAAGCAUGCUCAUCUAUCCCUCUGCAUGCUUUAAAACACCAGCCGGGUGUACUACGGUGAUGCUGCUCGUACACCAUUCAUGUCAGUGCAGUUAUGGAGUGGAAAUAAGUGAUUUACUUUAAAUGCCUUGUUCAGCGUGAUGAGACUGAGAUGAAACAAUGCUUCCCGGCUUUUCACACAAGUCAAAGUGAAUUAAUCAAUUCUCCCGGGGCCAGAUGUGCCUGCAGCGACAAAUUACUGACAUCCUCCUGUAGAAAUGGCCAACACUGAACAAAUAAUUAUUAAUUUGUUGUUCAUUUUUAUUUUAUUAUAGCAAUUAUUACUGCAACUAUUCUCUUUUUUCAAAAGUAUUCAUAUUUAAUAGUGGUAUUUUUUCACUUUUUUAUGACUUUUUCAUGUUAAUAGACGAUUCUCACAGCUAAUAUUUUGCACCUGUCAGUCACAGGUGUACCUAAUAAUUAAUUAUGGCUGCGCUCGAUUUAUAAGCACUUCCAUGGCACUGGCUUGAUGGUUUAAUUGUCAUGGCUUACUGACUCGUUGAAAUGAGCCAGAGCCAUAAGUAAUGUUAUUAGUUUCAACUGUUGCUUUUCCUGCUGUGAUGACGCCGUGUUCAUGUUACCUAGGAGGUACCAUAAUUACAAGUUUCUGACUUGUAAGUAGCAUUCACAUAAUCCAUGAACACACUAAAGUGCCUGAAAAAGCAAAUCAAUGUCAGCCAAAAUCUUUCACGGUAAUUGAAACCAUAUUUAUUAUAGAUUGUCAGUACUGCUACUACUCUUCUAUGGAGGACAGAACCUGCCAAAAUCAAAAAUAAAUAAGAAA